GCGUGCCUCUGUUUGGCCGCGGAGAGCCGGAGAAGCGAGGCUUUAGAGCGCAGCGCAGUGAGGCGGGGCAAGGCGCGGCCGAAGUGUUAUUUAGAAAGGAGACAUCCGCGACGCUAGAAUUUGCACAAAUGCAGGAAGACGACUCCUCCUCCUGCUGCUGCCAUUGCUGUUGCUGCUGGUGUGUGGGGUGGUGAUAUUUGAAUGCGUUGUCUUCAGGCUGAGCCGUCAAGACCCACUCUCCCACCUUCAACGGAAUCAUGGGAGCUGUGCCGCAGCGCAGGUGUAGCCUCGCCUUCUUCUGAGGUAGUCGUGCGCUGUCGCCUGCAUCGUCUGGGUGUUUAAUUGUCAGGUCGGACUGGCCUUGUCCCCGUGGACAGAGUUGGAGGAGGAGGUGCGAGGAGAAAGUUGCUGGCUUGAGACCAUCCGGUUCGCGUUCGUGUUACGUGUUGCGACUUGAGAGAGCCAGGGUGAGGGAGUGGUGCCGGAGUGCGUCUGCAUUUUUAUUUCUGCUGCCGUGUAUCUACCGAGUGCGGCAAGGGUGAGAGAUUGUCUGCGUGGCUUUGGAUUCGAGAGCUGGUGGAGGCGCAGAAUCUGGAGGUGAUCGCCGCCGCAGCAAGUCGGUGAUUUUUUUAGUGUUUUUUCUCUUAAAGAUAAGGUGGAGAAUCUUCAUUUUGCUGAAGCGACCCUGGAGAAAAUCGUUCGAGUCUAGGUUUUAGUAGGAUACCGCGAAGUGAUUUUUCGAAGAUAACCUGAAAUUUAUGCGAAAUCACGCCGUAUGGUUGGUGCUCUGUAAGAUGGUGAAAGAGAUUUAAUGGGGACUAGGGCUACAGCAGGAAUAAGGUGCUGAUUGAGUGUCAUCACCACGAGUGUGCGGCUUCUAAGCCAGCGCUGCGUCUCCCUCAGGGAGAAAAUUAUAUUCCGUAGACGCGAUCACCUGCUGUCGAUGUCUUUGAAUCUAAGUCCUCAAGUAGUGUGUUUUGCGGAUUCGGUGUUCAGUGUCCCCUGAGAGAGCAAGCCACGAUGGUUGUACUGUACCAGCGCAAUAGUUACUGCCUGAGCUUCCUGUAUGAGCAGGAGAUCUCUCGCCAAGCUUUGUGCAUCCCCGAAGUGAAAGCUUGGUGACGGGGGAGUGCUGUUUCUAGCAUACUUUCACUCUCGAAGUAAAUCUAGGAACCCUGUCCGCGGUCUAUAAGCACUAAGAUGCUGCGCUUCGUCGCUACAUCCCCCCGGAGUUAACACUGUGUGAUCCACCGAAAUGAUAUCUGAUCCUGGAGUCUACAGUGACACCCGCGGCCAUCCCAGCAUGGCUAUGUUUUCGAUGUAAAAGCAUACGAGCUCUGAUCUAUUCCAACGCCUCGUCGUUUGGAUGACCUUCGAGCCAAGCAUCAAAGCGACAGUGAAGCUCUUGUUUUGUGCCAAUGAAGAGAUUAGUGUCCUGGAGAGACUGAAGUGAUGGUGUCGUAGAGGACUUUAGGAAAGCUAGUGCAGCGACUGGGUGCCACUGAGAUUUGAAACUUUUUGAGACUUGCGUUUGACAGUUUUCUAUGUUAGUUUCCGUAAUUAAUGUUAGUGGGUGUGCGUCCUCUCGUGAUCAGUGCUGGAGACGAUGAUGACGGAGCUUUGGCUGGGAGAAACAACAAUUCAAGCUCGCAGUAGGACAUUGAUGCGCAGCUGGCGGAUUGAGACUAACCAGUUUUAUGUCAGGUCACAAGGAAAAAUAUCCUCGUAGUGGCACUUCUCACAGUAAGGAUCCUGCAGCUGACCCGUGACGUCACGAUUAUUAUUCGCCUUCGCUGUUGCCGAAGUUCAAGUUUAGAGAAUCAAAUCCUCGCGACGGCCCCACCACACCGUGAUCAAAUGAAUCGGGGUUUUUAUUAGGCAUGAUGGUGAAUCUAAUAUGAUCAAGUUGCAAACAUUCGGCUGUGUUAUGCCGAUGUCUACCUACAAUGCGUCUGAACUUCUCAUGAACGGCUUCAAAUGACACUGGAAGUGCGUUGGGACUCGGCGCGUUGCAACUCUUUGAGCUCCUUUUCAUGGUAGGAAUGCAGGAAUCAGCUGACGCUGCGAAUCGCUCGGGGGGCGGAGGCAUGGGUAGCCCCCAAAGAGCAGGGAUGGCGAGUGGGGUCGGGCAUGGGUUGCACACUGCGGCACCUGUGCGACAUUCGCCACCUCCAUCCUCGUCCCCAUCACCUUCACCAGGGAUUACUCCAUCGCAAAGUGCGCAAGGGGGCGCACCAGCUGUGAGCACGCCCGUGCCUGAGGCCGGUCCAUCAGGUCUUCAUCCCCAUCCAAUCAUGGCUGUAGCUCCUCCAGCAAGCUUAGGCAUGAGCUUAGGCAUUGUUGGCACCUCAAUCACUGGACCCAGGAGUGCAAGCGGGGGCGAGCAGCCUCUCAAGAGAAAGAGGGGAAGGCCUCGUAAAUUUUCAACUGGUUCUGAAUUUUCUCCUGGAACACCAGGAGCUGGGUAUCCUGUUUUUCCAGCGAUAAUGCCGGCUCCCUCUUCGCCAUAUACGCCGUCUCCUGAUAAGCGAGGGAGAGGCCGACCUACAGGCUCUGGGAAGAGGCAACAGCUAGCUGCUCUUGGGGUUGUGUUAGCGGGCACUGGGCAAGGUUUUACGCCUCACAUAUUGACUGUGAACACUGGGGAGGAUGUCGCUACUAAAAUCAUGCAGUUUGCACAGCACGGACCACGUGCAAUGUGUGUGCUGUCAGCCAACGGUGCCAUUUCCAAUGUGACAUUACGUCAGCAGUUAUCGUCGGGAGGCACUGUGACGUAUGAGGGUCGCUAUGAGAUACUUUCUUUGUCUGGUUCUUAUCUGCCUACGGACCUUGGAGGUGGCGCACGACAACGAACUGGGGGCCUUAGUGUUUCUUUGGCUGGCAGUGAUGGGCGAGUCAUUGGUGGAGGUGUUGCUGGAAUGCUAACUGCGGCGUCUCCCAUUCAGGUGGUUGUCGGGAGCUUUCUUUCCGACGCUUACAAAUCUCAACCGAAGUCCGAUUCCCCACUUAGUUCAACUCCAGGAGGCUCAUCUGGAGGAGGGUUUGUUCCUGGUUUAGGACUUGGAGGCCCACGUCCUCCACCUCUUAGACCUGAAAUGAAACCAAGUCCUGGUCUCUUUUCAAAUUCCAAAGCACCCAGUCCUCAGCAGACAUCACCAGCGCCUCCUUCCCCAACCGGCCAAGUAUCUGCGCAGAGGCCUCAAACCAUGGGCUUGUUUCAACCGAUGGCAAGCUGGCAACCGCCCGCUCUUGGAGAUGGUCGAAGGACUGACAUCAAUAUCUCUUUGCCAGGUGGAUGAACUUGAGGUUAUACAGCGGAACGACCAGGAUUCUUUUUUUUCUUUUUCGGACUGGACCCGAUCAUCUCUGCAAGCUUUUUGAUGUUUCCAAUUCUAAACAGAAUUGGGUUAGUUGCAGAACCGAGGCCUCUACAGUGAACAGACAUGAUCUGCUUUGUUAAUCCGGUUGGCCGCUGCAAGUUGUCAUCUGGACCAUCACUGAUCAACAGUUCCCACCGUUGUCAUCAUUGCAUAGUUGGUGGAAGCCAUAUUUUAGGAGCAUUGCUUUUUUUGGGAGGGAUUUUUUAAGAUCGUCACAGCAGUCUCUUUGUGAAGACAACGAUUGAGUUAUUGGAUAACAAAACAGGUGGGCAAAAAUGUAGAGAUUUAGUCCUCGUGGCAAGCUUUAGUGUAUUUCGUCAUCAGCUGCGAAUCGUCAUUUUGAAUUCUUACCCACCUUUAGCAGUAGCUUUACAUCUGUUCGAACAUUCGAUCAUGGAGACAGCUUUGAUCCUUAUUUUUGGAUUAUCCGUGGCACCUAUCUCGAAGAUGUAUCCUUGAAGCGAGCAAUCCUCAGUGACCAGCAGGAUUAUUCGUGCUCUUUCAUCAAAUGUAGUUAUGACUUGAUCUGAGCUUCUUCGCUGAAGAUUGGGUAUCAGUCAAUAUCAGACGGCUACUUAUAACCGAUAUAAAUUUUGGACAUUUCAUGUUAGUUUUUCCUCCUAAAUGUAAGCUAACAAAGACUAAUUUUGCCCCAGAUGGUAAAUUAGAAUCUACUACUUACUGCA
This is a messenger RNA of Physcomitrium patens, 4066 nucleotides long. Lineage: Eukaryota; Viridiplantae; Streptophyta; Bryopsida; Funariales; Funariaceae. The record is from RefSeq and is a predicted model, not a curated record.